AUGGCACAUCAACAUAAAGCUCUCCUUAUCCACUCCAAGGGCGGACGCUUGGAGCUCGGCCUUAGGGACACACCUACUCUGAGCGCAGGCCAGGUCCUCAUCCGCAAUAUAUGUGUGGGACUUGCUCCUAUAGAUGCUUACAUUCAGGCUCGGGGUUUCUUCAUCGAGGACAGACUCCCGGCUGUCAUUGGUUUCGACGGGGCUGGCGAAGUGCAUACGCUAGGUCCAAAUGUCGAGGGAUGGAAGGUUGGCGACAAAGUACUCUACCAAGGCCAUAUGACGAAUGACGGCGCAACAUUCCAAGAGUACACUGUCGCUGAUGCUGUCCGUGUAGCAAAGAUCCCCAGCAAUAUGACGUUCGAACAGGCUGCCUCAAUCCCGAUCAACCUAGCCACUGCAGCCAUCGGCAUCUACGCGGAGAAGAGGGAUACUCUGCGCCCCGACGGGUUCGAUCUUGGAGGUGCCGGUCUCACACCGCCAUGGGCCGCCGGAGGACGCGGCAAGUAUGCGGGCAAAGCAGCGCUCGUCAUCAGCGGUUCCAGUUCCGUAGGACAGUAUGCGUUGCAACUUCUCAAGGCAUCGGGCUUCAGUCCGCUCAUUGCGACCGCGUCAAAGACAAACGAAGAGUACUGCAAGGCUGCAGGCGCAACCCACGUCAUCGACCACAAGGGAGUGCCCUUCUCGGAUCUCCCCGCAGCAGUCAAACGGAUCAUUGGCGAUACUUCGCUCAGCUUCAUCUACGAUGCGUGGGCUCGUGGUGGCUCGCAACAGGCAGCCUUCUCGUUAGUCCCUUCGGGCGGAGCGCUAUGCACUGCAAUGCCGGCGGAGGUUGGAGAACGCGCGAAGGACGACGCGCAAGGUCGUCGCGUCGUGUGUCCCUACGGGAGCGUGAAUGCAGAGCAUCAUCACGACUUUGGAGCUGAGAUGUAUGCUCACUUGACCGAGAUGCUCGAGAAGGGCGAGCUUAAGCCCAAUAACAUCAAGCUCCUAGACGGUGGAUUCGAGGCUAUCCCCGCGGGAUGCGAUGAGUUGCUCAAGGGAGUAAGCGCUGUCAAGAUAGUUGCUCGUGUUGCUGAGUAG
This is a messenger RNA of Peniophora sp. CBMAI 1063, 1080 nucleotides long. The record is from the annotation of a GenBank genome assembly. Lineage: Eukaryota; Fungi; Basidiomycota; Agaricomycetes; Russulales; Peniophoraceae.